Vigna umbellata (rice bean) is the source of this 1113-nucleotide messenger RNA. The record is from RefSeq and is a predicted model, not a curated record. Lineage: Eukaryota; Viridiplantae; Streptophyta; Magnoliopsida; Fabales; Fabaceae.
GAUCAUUCUUCAUUCUCAUAAAGACUUGUUAAUAUCAGAAUCGAAGAUCAACCAACCAUGCUACAAAUAUUAAGAGCUCUUAAUAAGUCUAGCCAAGAUGCCAACCAACCUAAAGAUGUAUCAAAAAGUGUAAACUUCCAUGAAGAGUAUCUAAGGGCUUUAAGGUCAAAAUCCUACGUUGAUUUCUUUGACAAAGCUCAAUUACUUGCUCACCAACAUUGCAUUCAUUCCAACCAGAAUAAAUAUUCAGAAACCCUCCUUCAACCAGACCAAGAAACUGUACACACCAUCAUUGAUGCAACGAUCCUUUCACAGAAACCAGAACUAAAGAAACUCAUUCUCGAUUACUUUCACGUCAGUGCUGAGGCUUCCCUCAUUUGCAGCCAUCUUCUCAAAAACAUCAAUCAAGUUCACUGUAAUUACCAGUUCAUUCAAAGAGCUCUACAAAUCAUGGACAAUGAUGAUGAUGACUCAAAAGAAAAGUUGAAGCUUAUCAUUUUUGAGCUCAACUCAUUCAUCUUGACUAACCCUUUUUCAAAUCUCGAGUAUCAUGACUUCAAGCUCAUCAGUGAUGAAAAUUCAUCAGUGUUGAAUCGUUUGAAAUCAAUGAGAAAAACGCUGGAAAGAAACUUCAAGCUAAAGAGAUAUUUGAAGACGUCAGCAUGUUGUGUUACUGUGCUGUGUGACAUGGUUGCUGUAACAACACAUGCUUUAACUUCAGUAGUCACGCCAACGGUUCUGAAAUUUACAUGUAAGAGUCUUGAGAAGGAGCUUCCACACUUGAGGUUUUCAAGAAGGUUUCUUGGUAAAGUUUGUGAGCAGCUUGAUAUGGCAGCUAAGGGAUCUUAUAUAUUAAACAAAGACUUUGAUACAAUGAGUAGACUUGUGGAUCGGCUUUACGAUGACAUUGAACACGUGAGGGCAAUGAUGCAGCUCUGUUUGAACAAGAAGAUUGAUAAAUUAUCUAUGCAAAUAGUGAAGGAGCUUAGGAAAAGUGAUGCUGGAUUUGGGAAAAAAGUGGAAGAACUCAAAGAGCAUGCGUGCUUGUGCCUUGUGACGAUUAACCGAUCAAGAGAUUUGGUCACUAAGGAAAUGGAAAAAAUGGAAACGUAA